Molecule: messenger RNA, 480 nt
Organism: Caenorhabditis bovis
Lineage: Eukaryota; Metazoa; Nematoda; Chromadorea; Rhabditida; Rhabditidae
Source: the annotation of a GenBank genome assembly
AUGAGCAGCGGCGGCGAAUGGCUAUCGAUUGAGGAUUUGAUGGAGAAGAUUAGCAAUAAAUCGGCAACACAGCGAAAGAUGUCGCAGGCCAAUCAUUUGUCGUAUUCGGCGCGUAUGCGCGGUAGAUCAAAACAGCCGGUCUACACGUCCGACAAACGCGCGAAAUUCACACAACGCGAGAGCAAAAAAUGGAUUCGAUUUGUCACCGUUCUCGGCUACAUUUUCGCCGUCUCGCUUCCGGCCGUCUCAUUGAGCAUCUAUUACAUAUACGUAUGGGAUCCGGGAUAUAUUGCAAAGUUUCCGCCGGAGAACCUCAACCGAACGCCGCCAAUUCAAAAAGUGCCGAUCAUUUCGAAGCGCAGCGAUUCGGCGGAAACGCCGCCGCCGCCGCCGAUCGAUCGCCAUCUCGAUUUGUCGAAAAUCCUCAGCGACGGUCUCAAUUCGAUGGAAUCCAAAGAAUCAAUUCCCAUUCAAUCGUAA